AUGGGUCAAUCACCUUCAGUCCCAGUUGAACACGCUCGUCUUACCUUUCUUCGAAACAGUCUCAGCAACAAUACCAUCCAAUGCGACGCCUUGGGCAUUCAUUAUCAACUCUCGACUCCCAAAGGAAUAAAGGCCACAUGUACCACGACGGUGUCUAGAUUGGACGUACGUCUGGAGAAAAAUAUACCUGUUGCUGAAUGGGAGAAAAAGAUUUUUGGAUCUGAUCGAAUUCAAUUUACCUCUAACCGCCCGUUGAUUGGAGAUGGUAAGGAGUCUGAGGAUGGGUUUAUACCGAUAGACUCGUUCUUCCCUCGGACUGGUGGAAUGCGGUGUUCGACUCGCUUCCGACGUUCGUUCACUGUCAACGGAAUAACAUAUACCUGGAGGUCUCGUCAAUUUUCACUCACGCUGUACCGCGGAGACGAUGACGUCCCAGUCGCAACGUUCGCCGAGAGACGGUGUUUCAUCCACCGUCGAAAGCCAUAUAUCACGCUUGGACCGGGCUGCGAAGAUAUCCUUGACCAAUUGUUAGUAACUUGUCUGUAUGCUGAGCAGAGGAGAAGAGCGGCCAAGAGACGACAGCGAGCAGCUGGCGGUGGUGGUCCAUGAGCUGGACCAUCUCAGUUCAUGUGAAUCUAUUAAUCGACUCCCUUUUUCUCUUCUCUUUCUUAGCUACACUCUCUUUACG
Messenger RNA from Fomitiporia mediterranea MF3/22, 688 nucleotides. RefSeq lists its product as uncharacterized. The transcript has 5 exons. NCBI's taxonomy places the organism in Eukaryota, Fungi, Basidiomycota, Agaricomycetes, Hymenochaetales, Hymenochaetaceae. Bases 1 to 609 code for a protein of 202 amino acids. The record is from RefSeq and is a predicted model, not a curated record.